Phytophthora nicotianae INRA-310 is the source of this 6979-nucleotide messenger RNA. RefSeq lists its product as hypothetical. NCBI's taxonomy places the organism in Eukaryota, Oomycota, Peronosporomycetes, Peronosporales, Peronosporaceae. The record is from RefSeq and is a predicted model, not a curated record. Gene Ontology annotation, molecular function: hydrolase activity, hydrolyzing O-glycosyl compounds; protein binding. Gene Ontology annotation, biological process: carbohydrate metabolic process. Bases 1 to 6852 code for a protein of 2283 amino acids. The transcript has 2 exons.
AUGACCAAGCAGAUUCGCUUUCCCGAGGGGUUCCUGUGGGGUGCCGCUACUGCGUCGUAUCAGGUUGAGGGUGCAGUGAAUGAAGGCGGUCGUGGUGCCAGCAUCUGGGACGCGUUCUCGCACACUCCGGGCAAGACUGUGAAUGGCGAUACGGGCGACGUAGCCAUCGACCACUACCACCGCUACAAGGAAGACGUGGCACUUAUGAAGAGUAUGGGACUCAAGGCCUACCGUUUCUCCUUUGCCUGGCCACGCAUCAUUCCGGCCGGUGUGGGUGAGGUCAACGAGGAAGGCGUGCAGUUCUACAACAACCUUAUCAACGAGCUACUGGCUAACGGAAUCGAGCCCAUGGCUACACUAUACCACUGGGAUCUACCGCUAGCAUUGCAGACGGAGUUUGAUGGAUUCCUGGGUGAACAGAUCCAUGACCAUUUCGCGCAGUAUGCUCGAGUGUGCUUUGAACGGUUCGGCGACCGUGUCAAGAACUGGAUCACAAUGAAUGAGCCGUGGGUGGCCAACUACAUGGGCUUCGGCACGGGUAUGCUGGCUCCUGGACGCAAGCAUAACAAGCACUUUGAGCCGUAUCUUGCGGGUCACAACAUGCUGAUUGCACACGCCCGGGCUGUGGAAGUCUACCGGAAGGAGUUCCAGGAGACUCAGGGUGGCCAGAUUGGUAUCACUCUGAGCGCUGAGUGGAAGGAGCCUGGACCCACCGAUGAUCCAGAACAGAAGAAGAAGAACAUUGCUGCGGCGGAGCGUGCGAUGGCGUGGAGUUUCGAUUGGUUUGCGGCGCCAGUGUUCUUUGGCGACUACCCACAGAUCAUGAAAGACCGAGCCGGUGACCGACUGCCGAAGUUCACCGAGGAGCAGAAGAAAUUGCUGAAGGGAAGCUCCGACUUCUUCGGGCUUAACAACUACAGUUCGUGCUACGUCAAGCCGUCGCCUGAGUUCGAGGCUGGUAUCGCACCUCCGAAUGACAACACUGGCAGUCUCGAGGCUGAUGAAGGCGCUACGGGUUACCAAGAUCCGUCCUGGGUGCAAACUGGGGCUCCGUGGAACUACGUCACGCCUUGGGGACUGAAGAAACUCUGCUUGUACAUCCACGAGAAGUAUCACCCGAAGAACGGUAUCAUCAUCACGGAGAACGGUUCAGCCUGGCCUGAUGUGACGAAGGAGGAGGCCCAGCAAGACACCCAGCGCGAAGAUUGCUACCGCCAGUACAUCGCCAAUGUUCACGAGGCGAUUACGGAGGGUGCUGACGUUCGCGGCUACUUUGCGUGGUCCUUCUUUGACAACUACGAGUGCGGUAUUGGCAGUCUCGCGGUGCAUCCGUCUCGGAAGUUCUUCGCAGUGGGUGAAAAGGGAGUGAAGCCCAACAUCUCCAUCUAUCGCUACCCGGAACUAACGGUAUCUCAUGUAUUACGGAAUGGAACGGAACGCGCUUAUGCCAGCGUGGAAUUCAGCCAGGACGGCGAAACACUGGCAUCUGUGGGCAGUGGCCCCGAUUUCCUGUUAACAGUGUGGAAGUGGCGCGAGGAGCAGACGGUUCUUCGAUGCAAAGCAUUCGGACAAGACGUAUUUAGUGUUCGUUUUGCUCCGACGGACAGUGGAUUUCUCGCUACCAGUGGCGUCGGACACAUCCGCCUCUGGAAGAUGGCAGCCACUUUCACUGGUCUCAAACUACAGGGUGACAUUGGGAAGUUCGGCAAAAGUGAGCUCAGUGACAUCGAAGCUUUUUGCGUGCUCCCCGACAAAAAAGUAUUGAGUGGCACGGAACGCGGCGUACUUUUGCUAUGGGAUGGCAAUUUUAUCAAGUGUGAGAUCAUGACAUCCCGACGCCAUCUUCCCCAUGCCGGCACGAUUAAUGUUGUGGAUUUCGAUGAAGAUGAGGACCAUAUCGUGACAGCAGGAAAAGAUGGCUACGUGCGGUUUUGGAGCUUCGAUUCCAUUGACAGCGCGGAUGUCCCGGCUGAUGAGACUGUCGCUCUUGUCCCUAUGAAGCGUCAGGUGCUGGUGAUGCCUCAAAUGGAUAUUCGUGCUGUGGUGAAGCAAGACACAGGUCGGUAUCUUUUGCAGGAUGGCGUCGGUGGUGUGCAUUUACUGUUGCUUAUCAACAAUGAUGAGCAUCUCGUCGAGAUGGACUAUGUCCCCAACGACACGGGUCGUGCGACGGGGAUUGCGUGUUCACCUUACGAGCAUCUCGCAGCUACUUGUGGCGAAGAUGGCGGUGUUCGUGCGUGGGAUUAUGUUUCCGGCACUUGUCUGAUGGCUGUGUUUCCAGAGCUGCCAUGCAUCGAAGAUCAAGACAAUGGCGGUGAAUACACGGCACUGGGAGCCGCUACCACGAUUGCAUGGGUGCCAAAGAGUGCUGCGGUGAUUAAUGAUAUCUUACCAGCGAGCAGACAGGUAGCAGUGGGCUUUGAUGACGGUUUGGUGCGCAUCCUACUAAUGGACGUGGAUCAUCGUGCAUGGGUACUCGUCAACGUAUUCAAGCCACACAGCAAGCGUGUAACGUGCGUGGCGUAUUCACACUCGGGUUCUUCUUUUGUGUCGGCUAGUGCGGAUGGAACUUUCUUCCUCUUCCACGUCGUGCCCAAUAUCAAGUCAUCCAAAUUUGUUAAGUACCAGUCGGAGUACGAGCCUUACGGAUUCCAGCGCGUACCAGCAUCCGUGGUUGCUAUUUGCUGGCGUGAUGAUGACGAGGCAGUUCUUGUCACACUAGCAAACGGUCAAGUUUUAGAAUAUUUCGUGCCCGGUGAUCUGGACGGGAAUACUGGGGGAGACACUGAGAGAUCGGACACUACGACUACUGACGAGUCUAUGUUUCAGCAUGAAGCCUCUGCUGCAGAACGAGAAUCGUUUGAGCUCCAGUUAUCAUCUCGUGAGUGGAUGCUGAAACACAGGAACCGGUUUAUGACUGUAAAGGAGCUAGAAAUACUCGAGGCUCAAUACCCAAACAUUAGUUCUCCCGAGACGGAAGACAAAGUCCGUAACCAGUUCCAGGUAGAAGUCAAACCUGCGAAUGGUAGAGCAAAGGCGUUGGCGGCUCUCUAUACGCCAAUGACAGAGCAAGACACCGAAGAUCGCAUCUAUCUCAGCUGCCAAGCACCACUAGAUGGUACGCUCUUCGUGGUUGAGCACGAUCAGUCUACGCCGCUACAGGAGCUCGCGUCGGAGUCUGCUGGACAAAUUACUUCACUCGCAUUAUCAACGUCCGAGCGAUUCAUCCUGUGCGGGUUAUCGAACGGUAAAUUCCAGCUUCGGAGCUCACGUAGACCUCACGCGUUCAUUAGUAGUGAAUUCCAUGACUACGCACCUUCCACUAGCAACGACAAGCUGCAUCUUGCAAUGUCUUAUGACGAUUCGUAUGUAGUCGCAGUUGGAAGUGACGGGAAUCUGAGCAUUUGCCGAAUACACAGCAACAGAGUCGAGGAAGCGUCCAAGUUGUUUGCUGGGAAGUAUGAGAGUGUCCUGGCUGAGGCUGAUAUCGCGCGUGACCAGGCUCGUGAGAAGCAAGAGUCAGUGCUGACAAUGCAGCGGAAGGCGAUGGAGGAAAAAGGCGAAGAUGAUCCUAGUAACGGCGGAGGCGCAGCAAGUACUGACUUGAGCGCGUUGCCUGCAUUCCACGGAGCUAAAGCCUACGCUGCUUACAUCGAGAACAAGCUGUCGCCUAGCGUUGCUGCUGCUAAGGAUAAGGAAGAGUUCCUUGGUGUUAUCCGUUUUGCGAGUGACGAGAAGAGUAUCGAUGGUCUCCCCAAGGCAACCUCACCGAUUCGGGAUGACGGUUCAAAGCCGCAAACUGGAGUUCCUGCCACAGCCUUGUUACAGUUAAGUGUGGAAGAUAUCACAAACUCGAAGGAAGCGUACACAAUCGAGGAUGCAAAACUGAAGAGUGAGGCUGAUGCCAGAGCGAGGUCAACGCUAAGUAAACAGGACUCCACACGUGCUGUAUUGAGUCAAAUGCGCACUCAACUUCAAGAACUUCAAGCACAGGAUGCUGCACUACCAGUUCAAAGUCGUGUCGAUCCGGAGGAGUGGGAAAUCGAUCUGGACUAUGGAGAUCUGCUGACCAGACAGGGCGAUGAGGCGUGCGAUGAAGUGCGCAAGGAACUUGCAUUCGCGGUGGAGAAAGAAGAGCUGUUACUGCUCAAGAUGCGUGAAACCUACGUCGGUCCGCUAGCUGUAGAGCUGCUGACGUUGCGUGCAUUUGAGAGUGGAUUGAGCGUCCAGUCCUUCCGCACAAUGAAGAUGCCGGCAACUCUACAGAAACGACUGGCUGAAAUCCACACUGCUGACGCUGCUGCCAAAAAACAAUCAUCGACAGGAGCGAAGGCCGGUCCAACAAGGCGAGCGUCAGUACUGGAUAUCAUGGAGAAGGAUACAGCGUUGGAUGAGGACUUCCCCUUGAAAGAGGACGAACGGCGUAAGCUCAUGUGUCACAACGAUCCUGCUGUCGGUGGUAAUGGAGCAACAGGUUGGUCGGGCGGUCCGUCGACAGUGCAGGAGACAGGUGGGUCGAAGUCCGUUCACGGCUUCGAAGCACGCAAACGACUACGCACGGAGCGAAAGGAGAGGCUAGCACGCUGGCAAAGCAGUAAACCAGGCGAGGAUGCUGACGAUCCGAGGGACGUUGUUGCUAUCGCCUUCGCACAGCGUAAUAUGGGUGACUACAAACUGAAAACUUCUGCAGACUACGUGGUUCCAGAACACCAACGCGUCAAUGCAGUGAAGAAACUACGACAAAUGGCUCUGCUGGAAGAGAGUUUGUAUGCUGCACGCCUGCGCUUCAAUGCCAAAGUGCUUGAACUUCGUGAGUUGAAGGUGCAGUUGAUUAAUGAGCUGCAUCGCGACCAAGAGCGACUAGUCGAGCUCCGUGCCGCACUAGCUUCAGGCGGGUCAACAUCUGCUAAGACAUCCACAGAUCUAGUUGUUGACCUUCGCGAGUGGCCGGAGCAGCGAGAGCGUGUAAGCGAUGCCGAUAUUGAGCUCUUCUUGCGUGAGAAGAAGGUGAUAUCGCACGCGCAGACUCAGACAGGGGAGACGGACUUGUCACUGUCACGCACAGGCGGAGCUGAAAAGCACCCUCAAUCAUUAGAUCGAUCUAUCGCUGCUGUCGCUAGAACUCUUGAAGGAACUCUAGGAACUGAGGCAGCCACUGGGAUCACUAUUGGACAUUUGCGUUUGCAGAUGGAUGAAGCCACUGCGGUGGCUACUGCUACCGCUGCGACUGCGUCGCCACCCACAGGUGGUCCAAAUGGAGGAAAUAUGGACGAGGAUGACGUCGUUAUCCAUGAAUACUUGAUGCGCCAAGAAGCACUACUGCUAGAACGGAAGCAACAACGUGAGAUAGCAGCGUUUGAUGCUGCGGUAGCGCAUCUUCGUCGCGAGAAACUAACUCUAGAGGCUGGUUUUAAACAAGCGGAGCUUCGGCUGUUCACUCUUUUCAGCGAGUUGUCGCUCCUUGAGUCGUUCGAGAGCAAAGAGAACUUGUUGAGCAGUAAAUUGGAGAAGAACAAAGGAGAAAAGGCUCAGAUUGUGGCGGAACUGCGCGAUGUACAAGACCUGCUAACGAUUAAGAAGCGCGAUCUCGACGAAUGGGCGAAACAGGAGAAAGCAGUGCAAGCAGAGUUCCUUACUCUGGUGAAUGGAGGAACGGGAUCCAGUGCUACGCCUCACCCGAGCUUUGCGGCGCUGCAGAAGCUGUUUAAACGCAAGAUCAAGCGAGCCAAGAAGAAGCCAACGACGGGUGGAAAGGAAGACGGGAAAGAGCCUGACAGUGCAAGGGAUGGCGAGGAGCAGGAGGAAGGAGAGGAAGAAGAUGAUGAUGAUGAAGACGAGGACUACGACGAAGAUGACGACGACGAUGAUGAAGAAGAAGAGGAUACAUGCCCCACCGGAUGCGACUUGACACUGUACGAGAAGGUGCUGGCGUUGCGUGAGAAGCGUGCUGAUGUAGACGACGCGAUGGGUGAGCUGAACAAGGCGAUCGAAGAGCUUCGCAAGGCAGGAGAGCGACAGGCAGCCAAGCAACGUGCGAUUGACAAGGAACUGGCUGCGACGGAGCAGGAUACGCAGCAGUUCCAGAGUGAAAAGCAGUCGCGCUUCAACCAGUUAGACGUCGUGGUGCCGCUCAGUACGCGGCAACUACGUUGUCUUGAGCCUCCGUCUCCGAACCAGCAGAAUUGGGCUCUGCCCGCUCAAGCUGCUGGCUGCCUCGUGUUCACCACCCGCGCUUUCUCUGCAUUAUCAGAGCGGAUCGAGUCGUUGCAAGCCGAGAACAAGCAGCUACGUCAGCAAUUCCGUGAUCUUCACAAGCAGCAGAACGUUCUUGCUCGAGAGAAACGCCAACAGCAAGAAGCCAUUGCGCGAGCUCAGGAUCGCAGCGAGCAGCUAAUGCGACUUAAAUUCGGACAGCUAGUGGAUCUGGAGGUGCUGGAUCGCGCUUGUGACGCGUCUUCGGUGGACGAAUUGCAGACUCGCGUCAAGCUGCGCGAGGUUGAAGGUGAGCGAACACUGCGUCGUGCCAAACAGACACACCCACAACUUCAGCACGCCAUUCUACAGGCGACCGAGCAGAACACUGCCUUGUUAGCACAGAUCGCUGCGCUUACAGAGCGUCAGGCUGAACUGGAACGCGAACUCAAUCGCCAUCAGGGUGGUGGAAGUAGCAGUGGAGAUGGUGGUGGGGUGCUCAGUAUUGACGACGACGAGGCGUUAGCAGAACGUGAGAUGAAGGAACGCAACAAGCUCGUGAGACUCGUCAAACUACAGGCUAGAGAAGUUGAAGCGCUCAAACAGGAGAUCGGACUGCUACGUGGCAAGGAUGGCAAGGUGUAUGCGCCUCGCGUGUAAAGCUCGUUCUGAUACAAAAAUUAAGCACUUUUAAAAAGUGCUUUUAAUUUUUUGCGUAUUGAAAAAGACUUUUUUUCAUCCUCUUAUUAUUACCAAAAAAAAACAAAUACUACGCAUUAAUACUACC